This is a messenger RNA of Zychaea mexicana, 590 nucleotides long. RefSeq lists its product as uncharacterized. Lineage: Eukaryota; Fungi; Mucoromycota; Mucoromycetes; Mucorales; Lichtheimiaceae. The transcript has 2 exons. The coding region runs from base 93 to 407 and encodes 104 amino acids. The record is from RefSeq and is a predicted model, not a curated record.
CUCAACCGGAGUUAUCCUCGCCCUUUCCAUGUCCUGGAUCCCCCACCGGUUGUAGUCAGUGUCAUGUCAUUGGAUGAAUCUGACGGAAAGUCAUGGUGACUAUGCUGCUACGGGUAGCGUCAGAUUUCCAGGCUAGCCGAGUAAAAACAACCUCUUUUACUUGGUGUCGGUUCGAGGAUAGACAGAAUCCCGUCUUUGGCUUGACCAUGCCGUCUCCUAUGGUAUUGGUGGACGUAUCUGACGAGCAGUCAUGGUGGUUAUGCCGAUACAGGUGGCAACAGAUUUCCGGGGCUUGGUUUCGAAUCGAGGAUUGGCAGAAUUCCGUCUUUGGCUUGAUCAGUCUAUUGGCAGCACAUUAUCAAAUACACAACAUGCGAAAUUUCUUUGACGGUUUUUUUCUGAUCUGACGUUCUUGAUCAUUACAACAACACCAACGACAGCGACAACGACAUCGAACAAGCGUGCGUCCAAGGACAAGCAACAUCCAUUCAAACGACGAAUCGACAUACUAGGGAAGGAGCAGAUUUACUAUCUACUGGUGAUGCUAUGGCGACAAGUACUUUUCAAACGGAUGCGGGUAUCUGCACUCA